Molecule: messenger RNA, 1090 nt
Organism: Lolium rigidum
Lineage: Eukaryota; Viridiplantae; Streptophyta; Magnoliopsida; Poales; Poaceae
Exons: 1
Coding region: 74-547 (157 amino acids)
Source: RefSeq, a predicted model, not a curated record
UGCCACAGCGACACCAAAACCUCCGCUCCCCUUCACUCACCUGAUUCCAACUGCCCGUGCUCCCUCAUUUCUCAUGGCGUCAGCUGCUGCAACUCGGCCCAGCGGACCGGUCCUGUCAAUUCCAAACUACCGCUCCGCCUCCCCCAACCGUGUCAAGCUUUCCGCCGCCCGCUCGCCGGCCAAGUCCGUCAGCGUCUCGUCGCCGCCGGCGCCGUCCGGCGCCGUCAAGUGCCGCCGCUCGUGCAUGUGUUCGCCAACGAACCACCCGGGCUCGUUCCGAUGCAGCCUCCACAAGGAGCGCAAACAGGAGGCUCCAACCGGAAACGGCCAUAGCAAGCCUGCCUCCAGGCCUACUACGCCGCCGUCCGCCGUCGUCUCGACCAGCUCCGGCGCGGGUAGCCGUAUGUUGGCACGCAGGGCGAUCAAUCCGCCCACGCAGUCGCCGCACCAUAGGAGAGCCGCCGGAGGGUUCCGGCCCCGCCCCCAGCCCAGUCGCCUCUCCGCCGUCUCCUUCGCCGGGGACCGGGCCGGCAACAACCGCCAGUGAACAAACCAACCAGCCAAGGUCGUCGACAUUCCAUAGCAGCGAGAUACAAGUACAUACUGUGCAUAGUAAAGAACAAUUGGGGAGAAGUUCCCCUAAUAAUUCACCGGGAUCUCUGUAAGUAAUCUGAAGCCGGUGGGAUCAGGCUGGGAGACUGGAGUUUUGGAGCCAAUCGGAAUCGGCCCGGCCCUGAUCAUCAGCCCGUCCAGUGUAGAUACAUACAUACUGGCAGUGUAUAUAAAGAUUGUAUAGACGUCGUCCUCUCCGAUGUGUAUAAGGAACUAUGGUUUUGGAUAUAUACAUGAGUGACUAAAUGGAGACAUUUCGAUAUAUACAUGUGUGUGAUGAUCUGGCCCGUGUGGAGCGGGCAGCUUAUCCACCAUGGAUGAUUGUAUGCUGCCCGACCAACUCUCUGCUUCUGUUUGUGUUGGUCUGGAGUGUGGCGAUGGAUCGCCCCCGUUUCGGUCUUGGAAUUUGGAUAAGCUCGACGCAGCGCAGAGAUCAUGGGUGGCAUGACUGGCGUCUCGCCGUCGUCUCCUGCGGUCA